AUGAUUCCAAAAUUUUCCGAAUUAAAACAAUCCGAAAUUUCCUCACUUUAUCACGAUAAUUCAAUGGUCUAUCCAGGCCGUGACGCACUGCGAGGCAUUUUUGGCGGCGUUCAAAGAGAAUCAAUUCAUCCUCGAGAAUUACCAGUUGUUUUAACAUCAUUG
Molecule: messenger RNA, 162 nt
Organism: Racocetra persica
Lineage: Eukaryota; Fungi; Glomeromycota; Glomeromycetes; Diversisporales; Gigasporaceae
Source: the annotation of a GenBank genome assembly